Messenger RNA from Oncorhynchus nerka (sockeye salmon), 4687 nucleotides. RefSeq names its product cyclin-dependent kinase 5 activator 1-like. The transcript has 2 exons. Gene Ontology annotation, biological process: brain development; axon guidance. NCBI's taxonomy places the organism in Eukaryota, Metazoa, Chordata, Actinopteri, Salmoniformes, Salmonidae. Gene Ontology annotation, cellular component: protein kinase 5 complex; cytoplasm; growth cone. The record is from RefSeq and is a predicted model, not a curated record. Gene Ontology annotation, molecular function: protein kinase binding; cyclin-dependent protein serine/threonine kinase activator activity. The coding region runs from base 814 to 1755 and encodes 313 amino acids.
GACAAGACCAUCUCUAGCGCUACUAUUGCAAGAGCGACAUAGCAGAAACAGCAGCAUACAGCGCGGACCAAUAGGAUGGCUGCAUAUAAGUUUCACAGCCAACCCGAAUAUCUGCAGAUGCCUGCAUCAAAGCGUCGAGAUUUAUGCUGGUUUGCUGUAGUAUACAUUUGAUCGUUUUCUUUUCUAUGUUUACGUCUUCGUUUAUUCUUUCUCGACUUUCCUCACUGCGUGUUUGAGAGAGAUACCCCCCUCUGUCUGCUUCGUCGCGUGGACUGAGAUAACAGCCGUGCUAUUGAUUUUUGCUCUUCAAUGGAAUACAUUUUUAUUCUAAUAGCGAGUGUUGGCAAUACAUUUCGCAUCUGCUGUGUACCGGUAUUACCCUCUAUGAGAAAGAGAAUAUUCCAUUAUUCUUAGCUGAAGAUUGAGACACCGCACAUAGACACAACAAGUACCGGGAAACGUUCAUUCGUAGAGCUUUCAGUUCCAUAGCGCCUUGUAUUGCUCCCCCCUCGAUACCCCAGGACCGUGGACAGCGCUUGUGCUAGUGACCGCAGCUCGGUGUGAAAAACAACUAUUAGGCCUAACGGUUAAUCACAAUCAUAACAAGAUACUCAAGAAUGUACUAAAAGUAAAGAUUAUACAGGCCGUGAUUCUGUAUGGAUUAUACCAGAAGACUCUACUGAUUUGAAGGUAUCAUUUCUCUUCUCAGAACAAGAAUCUUUGGUUCUUCCCGUUAAAAACACUUUUAUCAGAUCCCCCAGAGAAGAGAGCCAACCCUUCCUCCCCUCCAUAACUCUCUCUCCCAGAGGAACCAUGGGUACCGUACUGUCCCUCUCCCCCAGCUACCGGAAAGCGGCCCUGUUCGAAGAUGGCCCGGCCACUGUGGGCCACUACACGGCAGUCCAGAACAGCAAAAACUCCAAGGACGCCAAGAGCCUCAAGCGCCAGUCCCUCAUCAGUGUGUUGCCAUGGAAACGCAUUGUGGCGGUAUCGGCCAAACGGAAAGGUUCCAAAAAGCUCCCACCAGACGACGGGCAGAAGGUCAGCACUGAGCACACCAUCACCAACAGCCAGAAGCUGAAGAAAUCCCAGUCCUGCGCCAACUUGUCCUCUUUCACCAUGCAGGAACCCACCAUAGCUGCCACCAUCCCCACCUCCAAGACCGUCUCCAACGUUGCUGCCACCGCUAAGAAGAACCUGUUGACUGGUUCCAAGGGGGGCCAGGCAACGAACGCGGGCACGCCCAAGCGGGUGAUUGUCCAGGCCUCCACCAGCGAGCUAAUGCGUAGCCUGGGUGAGUUCCUGUGCCGGCGCUGCUACCGGCUGAAGCGUCUGUCGCCUACCGACCCGGUGCUGUGGUUGCGAAGCGUGGACCGCUCCCUCCUUCUCCAGGGCUGGCAGGACCAGGGCUUCAUCACCCCAGCCAACGUGGUCUUCCUCUACAUGCUGUGCCGCGAUGUGGUCUCCUCCGAGGUGGCCAGCGAGCGGGAGUUGCAAGCCUCUCUGCUCACCUGCCUCUACCUGUCCUACUCCUACAUGGGCAACGAGAUCUCCUACCCGCUCAAGCCCUUCCUGGUUGAGGCUGAGAAGGAGGCCUUCUGGGAUCGCUGCCUGGAAAUCAUCAACCGCAUGAGUGGCAAGAUGCUGCAGAUCAACUCCGACCCACACUACUUCACCCAGGUGUUUGCCGACCUCAAAAACGAGAGCAAGAAGGAGGAAGAGAAGACAAGGUUGUUGAUAGGCCUCGACCGAUAAGAGGAACCAUGGGAGAAUGGUAAAGGGAGGAACAGGGGAGAAGUGGGACGGGUGGGAUGUGGAUAGGGUCAGGGUGGCACGCACAACUACAGAAAAAACAGGACAGUUGUCUGGUAUUCCCAUCUUGAAUUAGGAGGAAAUUGGUUUAACUGGAGGCCCAUAAUGACCAAUUAGGAGGCUCUGGUGUCAUAUAUCAUGUUAACAAUAUUUGGGCAUUAUAGUACUUACAGACAAUCACACAGAUACAAUUACUUAUAACCUUUAUGUUGAGUGAACAUUAAAACUCUGCCUUCAGGACAUUUGAUAACACAGAUGCAGCGUGGUCUGGGGCUGGACACAUAUUAUAUAUUACUUCAAUAGCAGCCAAACCUGACAAGAUUACAAUGAUAGAAAAUUAUGACCCCUCAUAAACCCAAAACGGGUAAUCAAAUGUCAAUGACUUGAGUAAAAAGAAGAAUGGCUGAGUAAAAGACAGAUACAUUUUGUGUCCAGAUUCAGAGUCAAGAGAAUCACUUUAGGAACUUCAUAAGUUGUGAGGCCUCUGCAACCCUUUUCCCACUCUCUAAGCUGCAUUGGCAUCCUCAAUGACCCUAAAUAUUAACACAGACAGUGAAAACACCAGAUAACUUCACUGUAGUAGUCUGCUCAUGUAGUGUACAUACUUAGGGGGGAAAAACUAAUAAACUAUAAGAGAGUCAUCAAAGCAACCAAAAGCAAAGCUAAAGAGAGGAUCUGUGUGGAUUCAACAAGGCAAUGUGGGGGAACAAGAAACAUGAGGAUUCCACUACGCAUAAGACCACGUCCCAUGUCAUCACGUGUCCACUCAGGACAUCACGUCUUCACACGUCUUGAUUUCCUAAUGUCCCCCACACAAUUGCCAAUGCCCCCUACCUCACCACCAACAAUAGCCCUGCCCAAGUCUUCUCCCACAACAUUGCACUUCUUCCCACAACAAGCAUGCCUGGUUUUAUUUCACCAUUUACAGAUAAGAGGGUAACAUUACCAAACCUCAUCACCCACCAAAGUCCUGAUUUGUGUUUUGGUAUGGAGAGGAGGCUAGUCCUCGUCAAAGAAAGUGAUAUGGAAUACCAGUAGAACAUACUGCUGAGUUGAUUGACUUCCAUUGCACUGAAACAACACUAGUUGUGGCACUUCAUAUGAUGUGUCCACCUCCUUGGUUUCCAUUGAGGUCAGAACAAAAUGGAUUCUCCAUUCAGUCAUCUCCCUUAAAAUAAAGAGACUCUUUCCUCCCCACUGAUGGUUAUUUAUGUAACGACUUGUGUUGACAUGCAUGUGUGCUUCUAUGGGUUCCUAGCAUGCUGCUUUGUGUUCGCACACCACGACAAAGUCCUAAAUGGCACCUUAUUUCCUAUGUAAUGGGCUGCUAUGGCCAAAAGUAGUGCACUACAUAGGGAAUAGGAUGCCAUUUUAGACAUACCCCACAUGAUUUUAGACAGAGCAGUAUGCUGCAAUGCUGCCCUUAAAUAAUUAUGAAAUCAUGAUUACUGAUUAAGUCUUCAUUUUGAUGAAAUCCCACCUCCUGCAAGGUUGUGCCAUAUCGUUCUGAAAAUUAUGAUUUAUAAAAACAACAAGGCAAGUCUUGGAUCAUCAUGCAGAACAAGAAAGACUUACAUUUACAUUACAUUUGACUUCUUCAUGCAAUCAUCCUAUACAUUUCAUUAGUUAUUAUUAUAUUAUUGUGUAUGUAUGUUGGAGAUGACAGAGCCAGUGACUUGUGUUCUACCAAUGGCAACAUGUAACAAGAGAAAUAUGAAUUAUCUGUCCAUUUCAGAAUCUCCACUGACUUGGCUACGUAGCGCUCAAUUGAAACUGCCAUUGAUAUUACCAACAGUCUCAAACCUCAUGAAAAAUAUGCAUAUGAAAAUUAGAUUGCAGAGCCUGCAUACACGUUCUUCCUGUAUGAUGUGUUUGGGAGGGAUUGAACAGUAGAUAGCUGAUGUAAUACCUUUCAGAUAAAAUUGGAAUUAUAAUUAUCAAGACCUUUUCUUUGCUGUUGAAACGAGUUGUGUGGUAUAGGUUCAGUGCUUAUUCUCAUACAAUACUGUAAUUUACACUUCCAUGUGCUUGAAAUAGUUACUGAAAAGAAAAGAAAAGAAUUCACUGAGGUUUUGCUGCAUCUAAAUUGAUGCUAGUAAAUGAAAAUUUGAAUAUUGCUCACUUUUCAUUGCUAUUAAUGUUUAUAGCUCCAACCACAUCUGAAUGUGUGUAAUUAUUAUCUUUACAAUUUCAGAUAGUUACAGUAAAUGGUAAAAUAUUGACAUCUGGAUAUUUUGCGAACUCUAUCGAUAGGCCUUCCAUGAAAAUGCACAUGUGUAAACUGGCCAAUAAUACUGAUGAGUAGAAAUGUAGUGGAAAUGACAAGCAGUUAAACUUCUAUACUUGGACUUAUAUAUUGUGUAAAGCAACAGAGAUAGUGACUGCCAGGUGGAGUUUCCACCAUUUUGUUUUCAUCUAUUCAGUCCAUUCAACUCAGCAAGGGCAAGUCGCGAAGAACAGAGGGAAGGAAACAAAUGUUUGGAAUGGAACACCCAGCCAGUUUGGAAUGGGAAACUCAGCAUUUUUGGAAUGGAACACAGCCUGGGACUCUAUGGAACCUUAUGGAGAGGGGUGAAGUUCACUUUGCAUCCUCUUCUCUUUGACUAAGUCAUAACUAUGUGCCAUGUUUUCACUUGCAACACAAACAAGACAACACGUUUGUACAAUACAAAGUUAAUGGGGUUAUUAAAUGUUUUCCCCUUUUCAUUUGUGAAUCAUAUUGUGUGCAACUUUGUUGAACAAAUCAUGUUAAAAUAGUGUUAUUAGAGGGAAGAUGAGGCAAUCUGUGACUAAUGUAUGUGGAUGUGUGACUAUGUAUGUGAGUGAGAAGAAUUUGAUCAACUGUUACAUUUACUUUAUAUAAAAAAUACAUUUG